This is a messenger RNA of Sander lucioperca (pikeperch), 3275 nucleotides long. Its product is annotated as C1q-related factor-like. The transcript is spliced from 2 exons. Gene Ontology annotation, molecular function: protein binding. The record is from RefSeq and is a predicted model, not a curated record. Lineage: Eukaryota; Metazoa; Chordata; Actinopteri; Perciformes; Percidae. Bases 277 to 1104 code for a protein of 275 amino acids.
UCUCUCAAUCGCUCUCUCCUUUUCAUCACUUCGGUCCCUCGCUCCACUCCCUCUCCCUUUCUCCUACACGGUUCUGUCACUCACUCACACACUCAUACCAGCUCUCCCUGGGCACCAUCUCCACCAUUGAAGAUCCUCAUUGUGUCUGCGUUUUGCCAGGUGGACGCACUACCCACAGUCACCAUUUCCACCCCGGAGAGUUCCACGCUGGCUGCGCAGCCCCUUUCCCGGCUGAGCAUCGGGCGGAAGACCCUGGUGGCAGCUGCUGUGGGGGUCAUGCUGGUGCUGGUUCUGGUGGUCCUCAUUCCUGUGCUGGUCAGCUCCGUUGGCACAGGUGGCAUAGAUGACAGUGCGAGCCACUACGAGAUGCUGGGUACCUGCCGCAUGGUUUGUGACCCUUUGCCCAGCACGGGCACGUCGGAUACAGGUGUCCACGCAGGAACAGAUACAGCAACCACAGGCCUACAGGUGAACAACGAUGCAGAUCUGAGUGAUCAUAGCAUUGGCCCACCUCUGCCUACUUACAGUGCUCAUGGCCCACAAGGCAAACCAGGACGUCCAGGCAAGCCCGGACCCCCAGGACCACCUGGAGAGCCAGGCCCACCAGGACCUAAGGGUCCACCGGGAGAUGGUGUGGACAUUGUACGGACAGGGAUUCAAGGUUUAGGGGGUAGAGGGGCAGUCAGUACAACCACAUACAGCACCAUGCCUCGGGUGGCAUUUUAUGCAGGACUACGAAACCCCCAAGAAGGUUACGAUAUUCUACGAUUUGAUGACGUGGUGACUAAUAUCGGUGGUAACUAUGAGGGCACAACGGGCAAGUUCACCUGUAAGAUUCCUGGCACUUACUUUUUCAUCUACAAUGUGCUGAUGAGGGGAGGAGAUGGCACCAGCAUGUGGGCUGACCUGAUCAAGAAUAGUCUGGUCAGGGCCAGCGCCAUUGCCCAAGACCAGGAUCAGAGUUAUGACUACGCCAGCAACAGUGUCAUCCUUCAUUUGGAUGCAGGCGAUGAGGUUUUCAUAAAAUUGGAUGGGGGCAAGGCCCACGGGGGCAACAGCAACAAAUAUAGCACAUUCUCAGGGUUCAUCCUCUAUGUCGACUGAAGACUGAAGUCGGGACAGGAUGUGGGCUCAGAGGUGAAAGGUCACAGCCAGAAGAUGUUCACUUCCUGACUUUAACUUGGCUCUCGCAGUAAGGUUAAUGUUGCCCAUAGCCACUGAUCCACAGACAGAUUGUUUUUACAGAUGUUUAAGCAUUGAUACAGUGACUAAGGCUGUGGAUCUGUGGUUAUCUGUAACUGUGUACUUCCUCAUCCAUAUGUUCCGUUGUAUACAGGGUGCCUAUGCUGCUAUUCUGAUGGACGUAAGCAACGAAACAGAGACAGUGAUAUCAAGUGUCAUGCUGAGGUGCAGUAGCUAACAAUUUUGACAGUGAAGAAGCCUCACCAUCAUUUUUGAGCUGUCAUUUCAGUUUUAAGUCUGGAAAUCUAACAGUCAUGGUGACUGCAGUGUUUGUAAAUGUGCUGUUCAGAUUUAUGUUAAAAUUAUGUUUUCUCAUGCUGUUUGUAUGAUAAAAUGUUGUGCUUCAAUGACAUUGAGAUAUAUUCUGUCCCAAGAAAUGCUAAUUUGUCAAAUAUUGGGCGCCAAAAUGAGAUUAUGCUUGUUGUUCUGAAUGGCAGACAGUGUCACAAACUGUAUUGUGUCUUAGUGUGAUAAUUUUGAAAAUCAUGUUAUAUCAGCCCAUUCAUUUUUGCAUAUUGUUAUAUUAUAUUUGAUAUUUAAUCUUGAUGUCUGAACAAAAUCAAAGUAGUGUACAUACACCAUAUUGUGUGUCUAUUGAAGAAUAUAGCUGUAGAUUGAUAGUUGUACAAUUAUAUCACAAAAUGUACGUAUGCUGUAAAUAUUUAUUUGAAUCAUGCAUGCAACACCUGUCAAAAUGUUCUGUAUGUUUCCACAAAAGAUAAAAAGAUAACAGUGACUUUAAACAAAGUUUAUAUAGCUAGGUGUGGGCUUAAGGAACAUCUAUUGCUGUUGCGUUUACUUUUAAUGUCCAUGAUUUGUUUUUUUUGCAUCUUCUCACACCUUAUGUGGUUAAUGUCACUCAUGUAAUCUAUUUCUUAAUCAGCUGUUCUGAUCUCUAAUUUUCCAGUGAAACCAGCCUUUAGUCCUGUAAAUGUUACACACGAGAGCCACGCCAGCGUAGCGAGAGGCAAUCAACGCAGAGAUGAUCACUGAGGGAAAGGGGACAAGAAAUCACAGCUGUGUUAAAUGCCAAAUGAAGCGGGAGAUGAUUGUGUUUCACAAUCAAAGGAGAGAUGUGUGUUUUCCUUUAAUGUGUGUGGAGAUUUAGCGCGAAAAAGUCAGGGGACGGAUGUUAACAUAUCAUGACAAAGCUUAGAUCAGUGUUGGAAAGUAAUCGAGGGCAAAUUAGGCUCUGCUGUGACGGCAACACAAGUGUCAGAGACAGGAAAAUAGCUUCCAGGCGUAAACUGUAAAAACCAAUAUAUUUUUCUGUUUUCUUAAAAGCUCACUUUGAUAUUAUGAAUUUCUUUGGACAUAGUUUGCCUUUGACAUGGGCCUUGUAGGGUCCAAAACUGUCUCUUAUUUAGUUGAAACACAAAGUUAAGAGUUUAAGCACUAAGGUUUUGAGGGUGUCGAGAAAUGUAAACUGUUAAAAUGCACAUUUACUUAUUCACAGAAGCAAAUACAAGUGAAUGCCAUCCCAGUGUUACCUCUCAAGCUCGCAUUUGUUUGAGCUGUAAACUGGUUUAAUAGUAUACAGUUGAUUAAAAUAAUGAGACUAGAUUGCCACACUGUGCAGCGCUAGCGCACCCUGUUGUCUGUUUAACUGCUUUUCAACUCUGGUCUUAACUUAAGCUUGUCUUAAAGACAGCAGAAUUCCUCCAGACACAAUUAAGACUGAAGGUCCGUGCCUAAGCAGAGGUCACCCGAGCCAGGGGGCAGCUGAGCACUAGCACAGGCUGUUUUCUCCUUGCAGGGUCCAUGAGCACAUCGUCAAAUUAGAGACUUCAUGUCACAAUGUCAAAGACAAAUGCCCCAGGUCAGCGAGAAACAGCUUUCCCUGCUGAAACCCUCGGAACUGAACAUUGCCCGAGAGUCUGCAACAUCUGUACUUUUCCUGAAGCCCUCAGGGAGAAAACAAAACAAAUGCACCAAAAACAUUCUUAUAUAAAAACACUUAAGAGACAAGAAGUUCAACAGCAUUUAUCAUUUCAAAAUGUAUGAGUGAAAAGAGUCAAAUAAAAAUGCAGCGG